GUGCGUAACGCGACGAAUCUUUGGCGACGGCAGACAGAAAAAACCCGAAAAAGAGAAAGUUUUCUUGAAUCAUCAACAAGAAACUACCGUUACGAUUACGAGCAAUUGUGCAAUUUGAAAAGAGGAACAGUUUAAAGUACAACAACAACAAUUCGUCAACGAAAUGGCUGUGGCUUUCUACAUUCCCGACCAGGAGAUGCUGCUGCGCAAGGCUCAGCAGCAGGAGCAGCAACUGCUGCGACAACGCGAGUCCCAAUGGCGUCUGCUGGCCACCAUUGUGCUGGAGACACUGCGUCAAUUCAUGGACUCGGUGCAGGUGGCACCAACGAAUGCCAGAGCGCGCAAGUGCGGCAAGUGGCGCAAACCAUCGCAGUAG
Messenger RNA from Scaptodrosophila lebanonensis, 376 nucleotides. RefSeq names its product cell death protein rpr. The transcript has a single exon. Bases 164 to 376 code for a protein of 70 amino acids. The record is from RefSeq and is a predicted model, not a curated record. Lineage: Eukaryota; Metazoa; Arthropoda; Insecta; Diptera; Drosophilidae.